Molecule: messenger RNA, 1207 nt
Organism: Annulohypoxylon maeteangense
Lineage: Eukaryota; Fungi; Ascomycota; Sordariomycetes; Xylariales; Hypoxylaceae
Exons: 2
Coding region: 152-1207 (351 amino acids)
Molecular function (GO): oxidoreductase activity
Source: RefSeq, a predicted model, not a curated record
GUCACGACUCUCACUUCCAGCAUUGCAGUUGCUCAACAACUUCCCAUGAAUUGAUUUAAUAGGGCAUUUAUACAAAGAUCCCAUAGUUCUCGACUUCCAAUGUGGCACCUCAAAAUGAGGUAUUGGACUUCAAUAAAAACACUAACACGUCAUGAUCUCACCAGUCGUCCGAAGCGUCUCCUACCAUAAAAGGUCGUUGUCUGGCAUAGCUCUACGAUUCCAUGGUUCUCUGAGUCACCCACCAAUACGUUCUAAUCCAUUGAUAUACCAUCGAUCGCAGAUAUUGAAGCCAGCAAAGUUCUUCCAGAAAGCCACGAUGUCUUCUAGCAAUAACAGCAGCCGUAACGACCCCUUCACCCGUGACAAGCUUUUUGACCUCAAAGGGCAUGUAGCCCUUGUUACAGGUGGCGGCUCGGGAAUCGGGUUAAUGGCAACACAAGCGCUGGUCGCCAAUGGCGCGAAGGUGUACAUCACAGGUCGGACCAAGUCCAAACUAGACCACGUCGUGGAGCUGUACUCACACGGCAACGAUACCAUCGUCCCAGUCGCCUGCGAUGUAACCUCCAAAACACAGAUCGCAGAUCUAGUCAACCAGGUCAAGUCCCAAGAGGGGUAUCUAAGCAUCCUAGUCAACAACGCAGGCAUCUCGAGUUCAACACUGCAGACAGAAGCCAGGUCCGCGCAAGAGAUGCGGGAGAACUUGUUCGACGCAGAGAGCUCGUCGGUGGACGAUUGGACGGACGCCUACCGCACCAACGUACCUCCCAUCUUCUUCGCGACCGCGGCAUUCCUUCCACUGCUGCAGAAGUCAUCUGAGCGUUUCCCCGGCUGGUCUGGCACUGUCGUCAAUAUCUCAUCUAUAAGCGGCUUAGUCAAGACAUCGCAACACCACUUCGCGUAUAAUGCGUCCAAGGCCGCUGCGGUUCACUUGACGCGUAUGUUAGCUGCGGAGACUGCUGCGAAUGGGCUGAAGAUCCGCGUGAAUUCGAUUGCGCCGGGUGUUUUCCCCAGUGAGAUGACGACCGAGGGCAGCGGAGACGAUCAGAAGAGCUACAUCGAGCGCGAGAAGUACCAGAAGAUACCGGCCGGGCGACCUGGCAAGGACGACGACAUGGCUCAGACGAUACUGUUCUUUGCUGCGAACCAGUACUUGAAUGGCCAGACGGUGGCUGUGGAUGGCGGAUAUACGCUUGCAGCUGGACAGUAA